Molecule: messenger RNA, 3450 nt
Organism: Micropterus dolomieu (smallmouth bass)
Lineage: Eukaryota; Metazoa; Chordata; Actinopteri; Centrarchiformes; Centrarchidae
Gene: spout1
Product: SPOUT domain containing methyltransferase 1
Exons: 12
Coding region: 71-1213 (380 amino acids)
Biological process (GO): maintenance of centrosome location; miRNA processing
Cellular component (GO): mitotic spindle; kinetochore; spindle pole centrosome
Molecular function (GO): miRNA binding
Source: RefSeq, a predicted model, not a curated record
AGAAAACUACCUUAUUUUGAAAGGAUUGUAACCCGGAAAUAAAUAACUUCACGUGUUGGUGUGUGUGAAAAUGUCUGCUGGCGUUGCGGUGAAAAGACCCAAAACUAUGCCCUCUGAGGCAGGGGACAGGGUGGACUGGAAGAAAAGGAAAGCAGAACUAAAGGAGGCUAAUAAGCAAAAGAAAGAGGCCAAGCUGAUCAAACAGUUGGAAAAGCAGAAGCGGCAAGAGGCCACGGAGAGAGAGAAACUUGAACAAGGCCAAAACAAAAAAGGUCGGGCUUACACAGUGAGUGUGGCCCUGCCAGGUUCUGUCCUGGAUAACGCUCAGUCCACUGAACUUCGUACAUACCUGGCCGGACAGAUCGCCCGAGCCUGUGUCGUGUUCUGUGUUGAUGAGAUUGUUGUGUUUGACGAACAAGGGGAAGAUGUGAAAAGCGUUGAAGGAGAAUUUAAAGGUGUUGGGAAGAAAGGGCAUGCUUGUAUUCAGCUUGCCAGAAUACUUCAGUACCUGGAAUGUCCACAGUAUCUGCGCAAGUGGUUUUUCCCAAAGCACCAAGAUUUACAGUAUGCAGGUUUGCUUAACCCUUUAGACAGUCCUCACCACAUGAGGAUAGACGAUGAAUCAGAAUACCGGGAAGGAAUAGUCCUCGACCGGCCGACUAAACAAGGAAAAGGCUCAUUAGUCAACUGUGGAAUGAGAAAGGAUGUUCGCAUUGAUAAACAGCUGCAGUCUGGACUUCGAGUCACAGUACAGCUCAAUCAGAGACAGAAUCAAGAGAGCAAAGUAUGUAAAGGUGUGGUGGUGGCUCCUCACAUGCCCAGGACUGAAGGAGGUCUCUACUGGGGUUACAGUGUCCGCCUGGCAUCUUGCCUCAGUGCAGUUUUCACAGAAAGUCCAUAUAAAGAAGGAUACGAUCUGACUAUUGGCACAUCAGAGAGGGGCAGCAACAUGGACCAAACGACACUGUCACCAUUCAAGCAUCUUUUGGUAGUUUUUGGAGGUCUUCAGGGAUUGGAGGCCAGUGUAGAUACCGACCAAAACCUGGACGUGACUGACCCCCGUGUUUUAUUUGACCUUUACCUCAACACAUGCCCGGGUCAGGGCAGCAGGACCAUUCGCACAGAGGAGGCCAUCUUAGUUUCCAUGGCAGGGCUGAGACCGAAGAUCACAGCUGCCUUUUCAGACAUUUCCAAUGGUUUAUUAAAGAGUUAGUGAUGGAGGAAAGUAAACAGAGACAUGCUGGCAGACAUUUUGUCAUCUUCCAAAUUCCAUAAUCAACCUUUUAGCGUUACUUACUGUUAAAACAACUAAAACCUCAAACAUCACAUUACACACAUCAAUGCAUUGAACUGUUAGAUACCUGUAAAAUGUUAAGUCUGUAUGUCUUUUGUUUUUGAAUGGCUCAACAAAUUGUACAUAUUUAAAUACAAAUACUAUCCACGGGCUUGAACUGACUCACUGACUGUAUUUUUCAAAGCAUGUAAUUAGUUUUUUGAUUAAAAGUACCAGAACAACAAGGACAAAACAUUUGGCACUGAACUUCUGAGUUAAAUUUUCAUCAAAGAACUCCACACUCAGCUUCAAGUUUCUGAGCGAGGAGAUCAAACACUUUCCUGCAUUAAGAGAAAGUCGCCCACCUGCUUCUAGUAACGUUUGUAGAUUACAAGCCUUUACAGCUCUCAGUUUGUGUUGUGGGUGCAAUCACUUUCCAGUCACCAUGCAUGCUGCAUGCAUCUACCUAAAUUUUAUUUUCCAUCAUAUAAGCCAGGCCCAGAUUUAUUUUAAUGCCAGAUUUAAAUGAGGCUUGCAGUAUUCUUCUAGGUUAUUUGUGAGGCACCUGUGUGUUAUUGUGGAUAAGAGUGAUAUGCACUCAGUUUCCAGAUUGCUAGAACACCUAACGGAAACUAAUGCAGUCUGAUGCAACAGUCCUGCAAUAAAUCCUACCUUCACGAAGGUUACUAUGUUCAGCUUCUGUUGAAACUGUUUUAGAGAGGUGCUGAGUCAACGUUUUGGUAAUUUUGGAGCCUGUAGUUGGUGGUGCUGUUGAGUUUUAUUCACAGGUAGUCACUGAAACUUAUUCUACCCUCAUUGGUAUAAAUUUAAUGGUCAAAUUUUUAGAAACUUCUGAUCAUGACUAAUGAAGCACAUUUGCGUGUAAAGUGAAGCAGCAGGGCCUUAAGAUCAAUAUUCUUACACAUUAUGUCCACAGGUUAAUUAUUUCCACAAGGCAAAACAGUUUAUGAAAUUACACCCUUCUCUGCUUCACAUUUUAAAUUUAAAAUUGCAAUUUCACUUUUAAUUUAAUCACACUGAGAGCAACAUACUGAUACAUAUCAUAACACUACCAUGAUGCAUUCUGUUGACUAUUUGAACUUAAGAUGCAUGCGCUGGAAUGCCACUGAGGUUAAAAAAAAAAAAAUACUAAAAAAAGUUUUAAGUUCAUGAGGCAGUUUGUACGUUCAUAGUCUCUAACAUUAAAAUCAACAUCUAGUGCAGCAAAAAGUUUACAAUGCAGUAGUAAUAUCAAAUUGAGGGUAAAUCACUUGUUUGGGAUGAACAGACUUUAAAGAACUUCUGUGUAAUGUGCAAAUGUGGAUCUCUAGGAUACAUUUGGUGCCACAAAACUUGUGCAAUCUGAAUGUGUCCAGUAAUUGCAAAUGAGAAAUACUGACACACCAACAGGGUUGUAAUUAUUUAACGCUGUUGAAUCAACACAGAUGAAAUUCCUUAAAUUGAAGGCACCUAGAUGCUCCAUCCUCCUAGUGAUCUAGGACAAUGACAUAGGUUACCCAGGGCUGGAUUGUGAGCCUCAAAACCUUACUUUUGUUUAAAUCCAGAUUAUAAUGCAUCUGUAGCACCAAGUACAGAAAGUACGCCAAGUUUAUUUUUGUAAAGCACUUCCUAGAGAAAGGUCACAAAGUGCUUUACAAGAGUCAAUUUAAGUAGGAUGGCAUUGAAUCCUUGGUCAGACUGUUCUCUCACUGAUGUCGGUUGUAAACUCGAGUAUACAACUGACACCUCUUAAUUUAAAUCACCAUUUUGCCAAUUUUAGACACUUAUUUAGUUUUACCGACGUAAAGAUAAACACUGAUGCUUUUGGCAAAUUUUUUUGAAUGAAAGUGUAUGUGGAAAUCGUGAUAUUAUUCAAGCCAAGAUAUUGGGAAAAGCAUGCUUUUGGUAUCAGUUCAGGCACUGCUUUCAUAAAAUUUCAAAUGUUGCCCAGCCCCAUUACUCACAUAUUGCAUUGUGGAGCUCAAAUGUACAUUGUAGACAUCAAAAACAUGUACCGGUAUAUUAAGUUGAUUCUCCAGUCAUGCUCUUGACCAGUGUCUAUAGAACUAGAGUUGGGUCUAAUACUUAGGAUCAGAUUAAUGCAAAGAUUUCAUUUCAUUAGACAUUGUACUGUGUAUGACUGUGAAUGUGACAAUAAACUUGAUGUGAUUGAUUUA